This is a messenger RNA of Macroventuria anomochaeta, 513 nucleotides long. RefSeq lists its product as uncharacterized. The transcript has a single exon. NCBI's taxonomy places the organism in Eukaryota, Fungi, Ascomycota, Dothideomycetes, Pleosporales, Didymellaceae. Bases 1 to 513 code for a protein of 170 amino acids. The record is from RefSeq and is a predicted model, not a curated record.
AUGGCCACCAACCGCGCCGCCAAAUACAAUGCGCACUUCUCCUCGAAGCAAGAACUUCGCCUCGUCUUUACAUCUCUAAACGGUGACAACUCAUGGCUUCUAUCCUUCCCUCGACCUGUCACAGAGCGCGAGAGUACAGGCAAAGCAUACCUGCGCAUCGUCCACGACCCUGGCUCAAUGGGCCUGACAUCCAACUCUCGUCGUGGGUGGUCCACAUCACUUUAUCAUCCACGCCAGCCGUCAGCAACGAAGCAGGCGUUGAAAGCCUCGUGCAGCAAGUUGAACAGGCAGCGGCAGAAGCAGGCAUCGUUUCGCCUCUUCAGAUUGACACGGCGCGAGGAAGGAGUUCAUGGUCGAAGAGGUGCGGAAUGGGAAGUGUUUUGUGCUAGUGCAGAUGGGGUCUUGAGUGAGGCUGCCAGAGUACUGGUGGUUCUUGGAGGCCACUGUAUUGAGAGUGUGGGUGGUGUGAUCCGCGUUGACUGUCGUUCAGUUGACUCUUUCUGCAAUGUUUGA